AUGAGCCACUUAGGAAAAUUAAAACCCUCGCAUCUGUACAUCUACGAUCGCCUCGGGCAAGAGAAAAAGGAAUCAGGCGAAAGCAAAGCUGAUGGCUACACGGACGAUCAGCACACUUCGGUUGAAUUACAGCAGGAUUAUAACAUACAGCUUAAAGAUGACGGGCUUGGAAAAUACAAGAUAAGUCCGUUGGGUUAUCUCAGCGAUCCUAAAGAUCUAGUAAGAAUUGGCUUUAAAUUUACAACUCAGUGUUUCUAAAAUUGUUUAUGUGACAAUAUCUUUUAACUGUCACUGCUCCAGGUAGACCAGCUAAAAUUUUGGAAAAAAAAACACAAAACAAAAGCAAUAGCAAACGCAAACCUCGACAUAUUUGGAUUACUUUUAACAAAUUUAGUUCGAUAUUUCAAAAACAAAUGUCUCAACUGAAAACUUAUUCAUUUAUCGUUCGAGAUGAUUGAUUCGAUAACGGAUAUAAAACACCUCAGAACCAUAAUUAUGGUUUUGGUUCUGUUUUCUUUACAGCGACAGUAUAGUAAUUAUUUUACCUUUUUUGAAAAUUGUUUUAAACUUUAAAUUCCUAUUCUUGCUUGACGAGAAAAUUAGAUGAAAAUUAUCAAAAUCAUUGGAAGUUAUAAUAGAAUUGGCCAUUCUUCUAAAUAGCAUACACUUCCUUCCAGAGACAAAAAAUUUUAGUAUUUUCAAAUAAUCUUUGCAUGUUAAGGAAAGAUCUUACACAUUCAUAAUGAGCGCAGAAAAAAGAAAUCUGCAAAUACCCCUGUGAUAUUUUUCUUCGUUCUGAUUGGCCGUUUGUAUACUUUGGUGUAAGUUUUUACGACCAUCAAUCGGGUAAAGUGCGCUAAAAAUGUGGAAUACUAAAGAGAAAUUGUAAGUCAGUUCAUUUUAGCAUUUUUUGAGACCUGUUUCCAUCUCAAUUUUGUGGCGACCACUGUAACUUAAAGUCAACAAUGUUUCUUUUCAUCUUACAAUGCCUGAAUACUAAUGUACAGUAGUUUUUCAGCCGAAAUUUUCUAGUAUGUUAGUUUUUGAUGUGGGUUUCUUUGUUUAUUUUUUCUUCUUAUAGGAGACUGCCAGAGGAGGAGUUCGUAACACAAAUGGGGUGAGUAUGGAAAUUUUAUGAGAAGAUAAAACGGAAAUUUUUGCCACCAGUAAAUUUACAUCGAAACUAUAUACUCAAGGCUAACUUUUAUGACCCUAUUUUCAGGAAAAGAAGUCCACAAACAGUGUCACAAAGAAAAAGGUUAGUAUUACAUCUUAGAUGACAUAAACAUCCGCGUUUCCUGAAUUUUCUAAAAAAUAACAGUUCACAUUAAGCUGAUGCUAGAUUCGGUGUUACUACAUGUGAUCCUAAAAUGGCCUGUUGCACAUCCCUCAAGCUCAUCGUUUUUGCCACUCAGUUAAUCUCAGAUGAUUGUUUCCAAAACAAAAACCCACUUUCAUGAUUGCAUAAUUAUAUAAUAUUAAUCCUUUAACUCUCAGAAGUGAUCAACAUGAAACUUCUCCCUAUAAUACCCUUUCAUUAUCCAGCAAACAGCUAAUGAGAAUACUCAAACUUAUCAGGUAGAAGUUGUUGUCUUGAUCUAACAUCAAGUUCUCAAAGCUAAUUUACAAGGAUAUGUGUAGCAGAUGGAAGGGAGAAUUAACAAUCAGAUCUUGGGAGUUAAAGGGUAAAUGAAUGGGUAAAUGUAUGCAUGGAACCAAAACCACAUAAAGAGAUGGUUUUAAAAAAACAUGGUUUUUCCAGUCCCUUGACUUUAGUAAACCCUAAGGGAUUUCAUCAAAACCCUUCAAUUAACUAUAAUUAUUAUAGUAAUUUCAGCAGCCAAUCAGAUAAGGAAAAAACAAUCAAAAGGAGACAAAAACAACUCCAGGUGAAAGAAAUCACUGCAGAUGGCCUGAAACCUUAGAUAGUGUGAGUGUCCAAGACAUGAUUGGUUCCAGUUUGGCAUCUGAUUGGCUGAUAAAACAGAGCAAGUUUCAAACCAAUCAAAGAGUGAUGUGAAAAAAAACCAGUGAGAGCAAUCCUGGAAUAAUUUCAACUCUUAAUAAAUGAAAAUUUACUAACUAUACAAUCACUAGGCAAGGUAUUAAAGAUAACUGAAGAAUUGACUCAUGAAAUAAAUAAGGAAAGAGGAGGAAAAAGGUCCCACUUACUCAAAUAAAACAAUUGCAAAGUACUGUACAAGUCUGAAGAAGAUGGUCUCUGGCACACUCUUGCAAUAUACUCUCUGACAAAAAAAAAAGAAAAAAAGACUAGUUUAAAUCCACUUUGUUCUUAAGUAAUGCCCCAAUCAAUUAAAAGCUUCAACACCUUCCCCCCACCCCCCCAUCUAAGGCAACCUAGAGGCAUUUAACUGUCAUCCUUCUACCUAGGGGGUGGUUAAUUUAAACCUUAUAUGGGUGGGGUAGGGAAUUUGAACCACACUACUCAUGUCUUUAUCGCAGAAUAGGCAUGUUUUAUCCUAUAAUAUGGAGGCAUUUAGAAGAAUAUAGGCAUGCAUAGCAUGCAAGAGUAAUUUUUUUGGCUGGGUGUGUUGAGAUGGGACAGUUUGUGUACUUAAUGUUUUCAUUUUUGUCACAAAAAAAAGCAUAAUUUUCAAAAAAUGAAAAUAUCACAGAAAGGUAGAAAAAAACCUAAUUUAUCUGAACUCACACAUAUAUUAUGUGAUUUAUUGUUUCUAUUGUCUAAAUACUUCUAAGUAAAAAUGAAAUGCCUCAUGCCAUGCUUACUGUUGUCUCCUUCAGAGCCAUUGUUUGGUCUCCUCACACAACACCAUCUAUUUCCCAUUUGAGAGAGAGCGUGUUGCAUGACAAGACCAAAUAACAGUUGCCUAAGAGACAAUGCUUACUGCCAUUCCUCCAAAAGAGAGAAAAUCAAAAUUAUUUCUCUACAGUUAGUUACCUCAAAAAAAAAUUACGCAUAAUUUUACUACAAAAAACAAACUGAAACUCUGUUGUACCUCAAAUAGACCCUAACCAAAAACAUAUUGCAAUUUCGAAUAAGAGAAGAUACAUUGAACAAGAGAAAAGGAUAAUAUUUGAAAGAGGGCUCCUUGAUAGGUUGUUGCCUAUCUGGACUUUGCCCUCUGCAUGUGUGAAAUACAUGAUAAAAUGCAGGUUGUUUUACAAGGAAUUAACAUGCAAUUGGGUUAAGUCCAACAUAGCUUUAACUGACUUUAAUUCAUAGAAAAAGUCAAACACAGGAGAACUGCAUGGAAAACUCAAUACCAAUAGCGUUUAGUUCCAUGUGAAUUUUUUUUCAGUGGGAUUGUACAAUACGGUUAGAAUAUGUGAUAAAAUGUCGGUUGUUUACCAGAAAAUGACAAGUGAUAGAGCAACGUUUAAUAUAGCAAAAUGGAAUUUGAUUGGUGGAAUACAAUUGAAGCACAUGAAAAAUUACCUGAUGUUCAUGUAAUGCAAUGAUUAGGUAUGUUCUGAUUGGACUUUGGACAUUGUUAUCAUGGUACAUGAUGGAAUGUAAGUUGUUUGGCAUGUGAGUUGUGAGUAAAGGAGCCGAAAAAUACAUAUUCUAACUUAAAAAAUUUAAAUGUGUACCUUCCACAUCCCGAUUAAUCUUGAUCUUAAUCGAUGAGGCUCUUGCGAAGGUCAUAAACCAUUACACUUAACAAAUGGGCUUAAAAUUUCUGGUUAAUGUCAUUCUUUGUGCACACCUCUGUGAUCCAUGACAUCAUUUAUAAGAAAACAAUACCCAAACACUGUGAUUGGUGCAAAGUGUUAAAAUGCUAUGAUAUGAUUGGUGUCAGAUACAUACCCUAAUGUGGCAAUCUAAUUGGUGUGAGAUACAUACCCUAAUGCAGCAAUGUGAUUGGUGCAAGCAACAUGCUACUAUAUACGCUAACAUAGAGUUUGAUUUUUUUUCUCUUAAUCCAAAAAAAAGUAACUAAAAAAUGUCACCAAGAAAGUCACAGUCACUGAUCUUGCCUUCUCCAAAAAAAUUGACGGUCAAAUCCAGCCCUUGGGGAAGGCAUUCGAAAACAAUUUUGGUUCCUGGGGGGGGACAGGAAAUAAAACAAGCCAAUCUUCAAAAAUUCAAAUGCCAGGGGAGAAGGGAUGUUGAUUUAAGUUUUGAACUGAUCGACAAAUAAGCAAAAAGAACACUUUAGUAAGGUGACUGAUUAGUAAUGGUAUAGGACUGAGUGGAGUCCUAUUCAGUCUGUAAUUAUAGGAGUAACAAAAUUGGAUAACUGCAAAGGGGGGGUCUUAUUUGUUAAUAUCAAGGUUAAUAAUUAUGAAUUAUUCACCUAAGUGGAGGUAAAUAUCCACCACUCUCACUGACACUGAGGUGCAUAACUGUUUUAGUGUGUGCUACAUAUAUAUGUAUACAGAAAAAUGGUUGCUCAAAGGUGAAUAGCACCUGCAAUUCACUUCAAACUAGCCAAUCAACGUGCACAAAAAAGCACUAUUCACUUGUGUGGUAAAUAUUAAUUCCCUUUACUGUUGAAAAGUCAGGUUUAAUCAUCUGGACUUGUAAAUUGAAGUAUAUUUCAACAGAGUUACAUUACCUGGUUGUCAACAUGUUUGGAAAAGGAAAGACGUCCCACACUAUGCUGUAGAAGAGAAAACAAAUUAUCAAAUGGCCUGUAAUCAGUACUGCAUGCUUAUACAGUUUCUUUUGUUUGUGCAGAUAAGAAAGAGAUUUUAAAACACCAAAAAGUUGAUGAGCAAAGCAAAAUUUUGAUACAAAUAACUAAAUGCAAUGGGACUAUAAAUAUUUCUUUGAAUAAAGAAGGCAAAAUCAGCAAUAAGCACAUAGACAACUAGUUGGCUUCCCUAACAGAGCUUAUCCCAGUUUCACUAGCAUGAAGCAGCUACAUUUUGGAGGCUAAACUUCUAAAUUUCCUCAUGCCUUCCAUACAGUUUUCUGUGACCACUUUAUUCCUGGGUGCAGAGAGUAUUGUGAGAGUAAAAUGUUUUGCCUAGAAAUUGAAACUCAGUGACCCAGCCUUGCUUUAAAACAAGACAUAUUUGAUCCACAAUUCACAAUGCCAACCACACAGCUGGUGGCUGGCUUUGCUUUAUCACAUUUGGGCUCAACAUUACAAUUAGUAUGGGCAAUUGAUUUCAAGUGCAAUUAGGUGAUAAUAUGCAUGUCUUGAGUAAAUUUUUCAAAGACUACAAAACUGCACAAGCCUAUAGGGCAAGUGCAAAUUGCAGUCUUUGGAAAAUGUACAGGUGCUUUACUUACACCAAAUGGCAAGAGAAAUCAUGUUGUUACUUAAAAAUAAUUUACAUGAAAAAAAUGUAUGAUAAACAAAAUUUUGAAAGUGUGCACGCUAUUUGUACUUUGUACUCGUGUCACAAUUUUACAUUCAUCUUACAUGAAAAAUGAACUUGUUUUCAGUCAAUCAGACAUCUAUAAUGUUUUCAUGUGUAUUAUUACCUGAUUAAGGAUUCCAAACUUGAGCUUGUCUUCCUGAGAAAUAACGCUUCUAGGAAACAACAAAUAAUUAUCAGAGGAAGCUGCAAAGCAAAAAACUGUAUUAAAUGAAAGGUUUUUGUUUUUGAAAAAAUUUAGCCAAUGUGAGAAUAAAAUAACAAAAAUCAGCCUAGAAAAUUCAACUACAACUAGUCAAUAAAAACCUGAGCCUUUAAUUUGUUUGGAUUAUAUCCUAAUGCCUUUAAAAAAUAUUCCACUAACUGCUAUUUACAGUAUUCCAACAUACUCUUCUAGGAAUAUUUUUGCUACAAAAUCCUUCAUAAACUCCUCAGUCUCCUGUUCAAACAGCUCUGUUUCUUCAUCAUAAUCACCCUCUGAACAAUCUGUUGAAAAAUUAUAAAAAUAUAUGCCAUCAAAUACAAGCACAUCACCAUGCCAAAAUAACAAUACUAGGUCCUCAUAACCCAACAUUGAAAGGGUUUUAACUACAAGUUUUUCUAUGCACUGGUAUAAGAAGACAAAUAGAUUCACCAGAAGACUAUCCCCCAUUUUGUAAAAUACACAUCUGUAUUGAUUAUGAUAUGUCAAAUUAGGAACAUACAUUUCUUGGAAUGUCUUUUUCUCUUGUGGUGCCUGCCCUUGUUCAUUUUUAUGAUGUGUUUCACCGAGAAAACAUUAUUACCUCUUUCCCUAACUAAGGAAAUCAAUUUUUUCUUCUAUAUCAUCGAUAGGUGCUCAUGGGUAAUGGCUUCACAUUCAGAUACAAAGAAAAUGCUUAUUAAAAUGACUCUUUGGUAAUAAUUUUGAAUUAAUUAAAAUUUGCCUUCCUGUAAAAGCCACAUCAGUUCAAAACACUUAGAGUGUCAUGCUCUUAGAGUGAGUAACUUCAGAAAGGGUGAAACCUUAUAAAAUUGAGCUUGUAUCAAUCAGAGAUUAGUGCUCUUGUGGUUGUGUCAUUGAAAACCAAGAAAAAUUAAAUAGUAAUUUUGUAAUUAUAACAGUUUUAGAGGUCUGAUUUUAUGCAAUGUAUUCAGUAAUAUGCAAUUUAUUCAGUAAUAUUCUAUUUGUUACCAUGACUUCAGUUCACAUCUCUUAAGAAUGCAUUAUGUCAGAGCCACUAUUUUUAAAAUUAUAACAAUUAUUAUGAAUCAUAUUUUGAAUAAUUUAACAGCAUCCUUUUUUCAUAUGGCAACCAAUAUUUUUGUUUACAGAACCUGAUCUUAAAAUCUUACGUUACAAAAUGGUGACUUUAAAAUAAAUCACUUUCACAACCCUGAAUACCCAUCCUCCAGCACCUGAGUCUGCUCUCAACAGGUUAUGGCUGACUGCAGAAGUAUGAAACCUACUACUGUAUGUUGCAUGCUUGUGGUAACUUAAAUUCAUUAAUCAAAAAUUUUUUUUCUUUAAUUACUUUCAAUCACAAGGUUAAGAAUCAGGGUGAAACUAGUGUGCUAGUGUUAAAUGAGUCAAGAUCUGGUCAAUUUAAGAAAAAACAGCUAUGCUAAAGACAAAAUCAAAAUAGUGCUGUUAGUUUGAUUAAGACCUGCUGAGACUGACAUCGAUAUAAUGCUGCUAGGAAAUAAAUCACAGUCUAUGAAAUGGAACAUCAAUCUUAGCCCAAAAUAACAAAACAGCAGGAGCCCUUUCAAUAUUUUCCAAAUCUAGCCUAUCAUGCAUUCCUUAGGCGCUUUAUUGAUCUUUAAUAAGUAAUUAAUACAGCACUCCUCGUGUAUGCUUAAUGUAAGUUUCAUAUACGCAAACAAACGAUUUAUGUUAUCCAAAAAAUUGAUAAUCCAACGUUUAUCUCAAUUCUUGUCGUUAUGUAAGAGAGUGGCAACUUCUAAAUCUACAUGAGUGGCGCUGAUUUCUACUAAUUUGCAAAUGAAUGUAAAAUAAUUUCCCAGUUUUCGACAACUUACCACUCUGAUCGCUCCAUUCCUUCAUGUCAUUCAAAAAAUCUAACGUCGUUUUAAGCACAUAAUCCCCACACGUUCAUUGAUCAGCUGGUGGCAAAAGACGCCAACAAAACAUCAGAAAACAUAGAAGACGUCAUCAUUAUAUCCAAAACAAAGGGGAGCGGAAAUGCUUUUAGUUCUUUAGAUUCCAGUCCUCCUCGUCGCACGCACAACAGAACCCUGUGAACAAGGUGCAUCUUUUAAUUGAAAAAACAGCUGAUCAGUUAGGCGAGGGCUCAUAAAAUCACCCAUAAAGCAAAGCAGGCUUUGUUCCGUGGCAACGUCUCCGAAAAACAAGUGCAAGCUAUAGGAAAGCGACAAUGGUGCGAAUUUUAGUUGACUUUUCGUGUUUUGACUAUUUACGAUUGCGUUUAAAAUAUAAAAUUUCUCUUUUCUUAUAGUCUGAAGUUGAGGAAUCGCUGAAAAGAAUCCAGAGCCACAAAGGCGUUCUUGGAAUUAUUGUCGUCAAUAGUGAAGGUACGAAAUUCUGAAAAUGGUUGAAAACCUUCUUUAACAACACAGAAAGUGCUCAAGGAAGGAACGCGUUUUCCUAUAAGGUAGUUCUAAAUUGAGAUGCAAAUGCUCUUCAUUAAUUUUUCCGCUGCAGGAAUUCCUAUAAGAACGACCAUGGAUAACUCAACAACUGUACAAUAUGCUGGGUUAUUUCACCAAUUGACCAGUAAGGCAAGGAAUACAGUUCGAGAUAUCGAUCCACAGGUCUGGAAUGUCUUUAUGUUAUUUUCUAAAUGUUUCAAAAGGGAACUUAUUUUUCAUUGUCAGCAUGGUGGCCGUGUAUGUCAAGCGUUGUUUAAAAGUCUUUGCCAACUAUGGGUGGCGAACAGUUUUUGCUUAAGAAGCUGUUGAAGCACAAGCUUAGUAGUGUUAAUGAUGCUGGUAAAAUUUCGGCAUAACCCCAUACUACAUUAUGCAUUCAGUUCUUGGAUAGAGAAAGCAAUGACAAAAACAAUACAUUGCCAUUGGGAAAACAGAUUUGUUUUACAAUGGCAUGGGGCUGUGCGGAAAUUUUACCAUGAUGCUGUUUAUGUGAUUUUCCAACAAAGUCUCUAUCUGUUUUGGAACUGAUUAAAUUGAGAGAGAUUUGGGAUUAUUUUCAUUAUCAGAACAAAGUAAUCUUGUUGUAUUUGUUAGUACAAAAAUUCAAACUAAAAUCGUUUCACUUAAAUUGAGUACUUCGUGAAUUUUCUCUUAUUAGAAAUCAUCCAAAAUCCCUAUUUUCAUCUCAAAACUUUCAGGUUUCAGACAUUUUUGCUCCUGAAAGCCAAUUUAAGUUAGAGACUCUUCCUCCAAGAUGCACAGUAUUUAAAAUCUCGUUUGCUCAACUGAAGUUUUAAAAGAAAGGUGCACAAGAUUGAAAUCCAUCUAAACUUACUUUUUAAAAUAGUGCCAACAUACCACACUUGAUGGGUAAGUAACUUUUGGACAGAAAUUUAGUUGUGACUCCUUAUUACUUGGUCCUGUUUGUGGCACAUCAUUUAUUUUCAAGGAACUGAUGUUUUCAUUUUUCAUGUUUAGAAUGACUUAAUGUUCCUGAGAGUCCGUUCGAAGAAGCAUGAAAUUCUGGUUGCUCCUGGUAAGUUUUUCUACCUUUCAUUGGAAUAAUACUGCUGAAAAUACUAAAAGGGAAAUAGAUUAUGUUUGUGUAGUAACCUUGUUAUGAAUUAACUUUACUGUGUCUAUGAUCCAGCUGUCAGUACUAUAGGUGUCGUGUGGUCAUCGUAUGUCACUCUAACUGGUCCUUGUAAGAAUGUACUUAGAUUAAGAAUUGCUGGCAUGGGCUGAAAACAAGGUUAUAUGGAGGGAGGUGCAUGUUCCUGCAUUAUAAGAAAAUAAAAUUUUGCAACUUGUUCUGUUAUUAAACGGAAUCAUAGAGGUUUAGUCUGUGUGGUUGUGAUGCUUGACCUUCCAAGCUGAAAAACCUCACAUUUCAAACCAGGCAAAACUUAUGUUUUGGUAACCGUAGCAAAACAAGGGAACAUUUCAUUUUUCUUUGGCUAUUAAGGUGAAUUCUACUUUGCACAUCACCUCACCUCACCUCACCUCACUUCUCUCUGAUCAGUGUUGUAUAUUUGUGUACAUAUGCCAUCAACAUGUGGUAAAACAAGCUAGCUUCAACAUCUUGUGUUAAAUCUACUCAAGUUAACUCAGUAAUUACCUUGAAAGGUUAUUAAAGUAUUAAUUAUCAGCUGAGUUGAAUCCCUCAUCCACUUUGAUGAAUGGCUAACACUCAAAAUGACAGCAUCGAAACUCUUAAUCAUGGCCAAUUUACAUUAUCAACUUGGUUGAUAAUAAGUUAAAUUACCCUGUUAUACUCUUCCACUGACGAUAUGCCACGGUUUUAUGACAAACUUACCCCCUUCCUUUAAUUACCUUAAAGAUUUCUUCCAAUUUUUAAUUCCAGAUAAAGAAUACCUGAUGAUAGUUAUUCAAGAUCCUAGUAAAAUACAGUGAGAGGAGCACCAUACUAUCACUUAAAGCCCCUUCAAAUGUAAAUACACUGCCACUUAUCAAUUUGUUUUUGGGAUUUUGAUUUCACUGUCUAGUUAACCAAGACAGGUCUCUAGACUGAUGAGCUCUGUAAUACAGUAUUAUCUUGUGCUUGGAUUAAAAGGUAGAAAAGAGUAAACUGAAGUUCACUUAACUUUUACUAGUAUUAUAUUGGAUUUACUUUCAUUAUGGUUGUAAAUUACAAUAAAAUUACAUGUUUAGACCAAUGUGGUGACAGUUUUUAAUGAAAUCUCCUUUCUUCUUGUCAUCUGCUUUCUUUUGUUGAGGGUUAUCAUUCCAAUAUUUUGAAUUGUUUGUUACAAGUGGUAAAACCAUAUUCAACAUAAAAAAAAACUACUAAAAAUUUGUUGGUGAGCCAGAAAACCAUCAAAAGUGAAAGGAACAACCAAAUAGGAUCAAUUAUUGAGAAUACUGAC
Molecule: messenger RNA, 10313 nt
Organism: Pocillopora meandrina
Lineage: Eukaryota; Metazoa; Cnidaria; Anthozoa; Scleractinia; Pocilloporidae
Source: the annotation of a GenBank genome assembly